ACUUCAGUGGCUGUUGACCAACUGUAGUCUUCAGUUUGCUAUUUAGUGCCUAGAAGGAAAGUGAUAAUUUCAUACCCAUUGAUUACUUCUUCCUUCCAGGCUCCACUGUAAGGGUGGAGACCUGGACCAGGAAUAUCUUAUUUUUUCUAUAUGGAAACCCUUGAGAUGGAAGACAUGGGAGGACAACAUCAAACCUUGCUGUGCCAAGGCCCCGUGGAACUCACAAGUGGCAAGAAAAGGAAAAAAAGACAUCUAUCCUUAUUUAAUGAUGUUUUGGUUGUGUCUGGUAACCUGAAUAAAAAAUGGUUUAAGAUAAAAUGUAUCAUCCCACUGAAUUUCCUGUGGGUCGUGGAUAAUGUGGCCCCAUUCAGAAAAAAUGAAAUGUGUACUUGCAAGACCCUUUUUCUGUUAUGGCCCAAUGGAAAGUUUUGGGCCACCUUUUGUUCAAAAGAACAGAAAGAUUGGUGGUGCUAUUUUCUCAGAAGAUCUGUUAAUAAAGCCAAGAAGGGUAUCAAGAAAACUUUCUCACUGCAGAUAUUGACUGAAGACAUUCUAACCUGUGACAGUCCUUUAUGUGUAACAGCAACAAAGACCAAUACAGUGAACGAUAUAAUUGACAAGUUACUGCCAAUGAUAAGAAUGCCUAACAGUGAAGAUUACCAACUGUGGUUCUGUCCUGACCAUGAGGAAGCUCCAAGAGCACUCCAAGGCUGCGAGAAUCCUCAUGACAUUAUAAUGGCCAACCUUCAAAAUACCUGCAAUAGAUCGAAGUCAAAAAUAUUCACAGCUUUUCCAGCCUUACCUGGGUUGUUUGUGAAAGACCUAAACUCAGAUGCACAGGGGCAAUUCAUCUUAAAGCCCCGAGACUCAGCUAGAAGCCAGCAGCAAAAUGCAAAGGAAGGACGUGGCAAGAAACAAAGACUGUUUCUGACAUCCUGCUUCCACAGGGGCUCUGUGCCCCAGGAGGAACAAGUGUGCACAGGCCCGACUCUUAAUAGAGGAAAGCUGUUUGGACAAGAUUUAACUUCCCUUUGUGAAAAUGGAAAGUGGCCCACAGCACUUCUGGACAUCCUGUCCCAGAUAAGAGAAAAAGGCCCCACAACACAGGGCAUAUUUAUGACACCCCCGAAUGAAACAUCAUGGAAAUCAUUGAAAGAACAAUUUGAUUCUGGGGAAGAGGUGGAUAUAAAAAAGCACUCAGUGCAUGAAGUGGCCUCAAUAUUGAAGGAGUUUCUUCAAAUGAUCAAAGGAAGUCUGCUGACUUCUAAAUUAUAUGACCAGUGGCUGGCUGUACCUGAAUUGUUCAAUGACAAAGAGAAAUUAACAGCAGUGCAGAGCCUUUUAGAAAAACUCCCAGGACCUAAUGCUGCUCUUCUGGGACAACUUUUUAGAAUCUUGCACAAAAUUGCAAGCAAUUCUUCUGUUAACCAAAUGCCAUUGUACAAUCUUUCGGCUGGGAUAGCACCAUAUAUCUUAUGGCUUCCUAGCUACUGCAAUAAAGUCCUGGAAAAUAAUAUUGCUAAAAAGAUUGCUCUGGUAACAUUUAUGAUUGAAAACUCUCCAAAACUUUUCGGUGAAGACUUGGUUUUAGUUUGGUAUGAAACAUCACUUUUUCAUCCACCAGAAGCAAAGCCCUCAUGUUCCCAGAAUACUCCAUCUAACACUGGGAACAUAAAGGAAACAGAACAUGGACUCAGCAGCUGCCCCAGUGGGAGGACAUGCACCCCUGGCCAUUAUGCUCUACCUAUAGAGGAAAAAGAAUGCAAUGUGUAUACCACCCAACAAGCACCUUCUGAAACUCCUCCAGCACCAGUGAAAAACCAAGUAUUUAAUAAAUUUCCACCCAUUGUUUGCUUAGAAAGAAUGCUGCCUUCUCCGAUGCUUGAUAUGUUAUCUGUAAUUGCAGAAAAGGGACAAGAUUCUGAUCAAAUAUUUAGGUUCUUACCAGAAAAAUCACACUGGCCCCUGAGGGAUAGGAUUUAUACCGAACAGCCAAUUAACUGGAAUGAAGAAUCCGUGCUAACUGUAGCUUCUGUUUUAAUGGAUUUUAUUAGAAAUAUACAAGGAAGCUUGCUUUCUUCAGAUUUAUAUGAAAAUUGGCUCAGUGUACCUGAUGAAAAAUCUCUGCCUAGAAAAAUUUCUGCCAUACAAAGUAUUCUACUGAAGAUGCCACAACCAAACUACUUCCUUCUGAAACAGCUCAUCCAUGUGCUACUAAAAGUUAAAACCUCUACCAGGAAUCACCUAGACACCUUCAUCUUAUCUAUCCGCAUAGCCCCUCACAUGCUUUGGGAUCUGACUUGCAGGAACUCAUUAAGUAGGAAUGACCUCGAAAAAAAGAUGUCUAUUAUACAAAUUACGAUUGACAACUGUGUAGAUAUAUUUGGAGAGGAUAUAUCAUUUGGAAUGAUAAUUAAGCGGUCAGAUGACAUAAAGACUUCAGUAAAUUCUGCUGCAGGGGACAAUGCAACACCUUCAACAUGUAACUUUCCACAACAGAAAGUUCUUCAUGACUGACAAAGUUUCUGGCCAUUCUAUUUCAGUGUUUCCUUCUACCUCUCCCUUAACCAUAGUAGAAGAGAUUAUUACAAGAAACAACUUCAGUUUUAUAUUUAACUAUACUAUCUGUUACAAAUAGUUUCAUUUAUUAUAUUUAUUUAAUGUCAGUUAUUACAUAUUCUAAUCUAUCAUAAUAAAUAAUAUUAAAGUAUGUUAUUGCUUAGACUCCAA
Messenger RNA from Mastomys coucha (southern multimammate mouse), 2730 nucleotides. RefSeq names its product rho GTPase-activating protein 20-like. Gene Ontology annotation, molecular function: GTPase activator activity. The transcript has 19 exons. Bases 151 to 2517 code for a protein of 788 amino acids. Lineage: Eukaryota; Metazoa; Chordata; Mammalia; Rodentia; Muridae. The record is from RefSeq and is a predicted model, not a curated record. Gene Ontology annotation, biological process: signal transduction; regulation of Rho protein signal transduction.